This is a messenger RNA of Habropoda laboriosa, 2760 nucleotides long. Its product is annotated as PTB domain-containing engulfment adapter protein 1-like. The record is from RefSeq and is a predicted model, not a curated record. The transcript has 9 exons. Bases 231 to 1610 code for a protein of 459 amino acids. Lineage: Eukaryota; Metazoa; Arthropoda; Insecta; Hymenoptera; Apidae.
CUUUGAGUUUCAUCAUUUUGUUUUCUUUUUUUUUCUCCUCUUUAAUUUCCUCGAUACCACCUGGUUCUUUCGCUCGUGGCCUCGUCGACUGCACCUUAUAGUUUCGUUCGCGAAUCGCUCGAUCGUGGGUAUGUGUUGCGUGCGACUCGUUUAACUAUUCUGGAUAUAUCCGUGGUGAACGUAAAGCUCGCGGUGUCGGUGAAUAGGGGGAAAAUUAAAGAACCGACAAUAUGAGAAACUCAACGCUAUUGAAAUGGGCGCAGAACUCGACGAACAGUAAAAACCAAACCAACAAGAAUGGCGGAACAAAUAGGAACUGGAUACACCCACCGGAUGCGCUCCAAAAAGGCCACAUCGCCUACUUAGUCAAGUACUUGGGCAGCACAGAGGUGGAUCAACCUAAAGGCAUCAAGGUUGUCAAAGAGGCAAUUUGCAAGCUUAAAUUUAAUCAACAGUUGAGGAAGAGCGAAGGUACGAAGACUCCUAAAGUGGAACUCACUAUAAGCAUCGAUGGAGUUGCUAUUCAAGAACCUAAAACGAAAACAACGCCAAAACGGAUUAUGCACCAGUAUCCACUGCAUAGAAUAUCAUACUGUGCCGACGACAAGGGCGAAAAGAAAUUCUUCAGCUUUAUCGCGAAAGAGGAAGACGCCGAGAGACACACGUGCUUCGUCUUCGUUAGCGAUAAAUUAGCUGAAGAAAUCACGUUGACGAUCGGUCAAGCCUUCGAUUUAGCGUACAGGCGGUUCUUAGAAACUUCUGGGAAAGAUCUGGAAACGCAGAGGCGUUGCAUGGUAUUGCAGCAAAAGAUAAAGCGACUGGAACACGAGAACAACGUGUAUCGCCAGCGGUUACAAGAUAUAGCUGCUAUCAAAGGAUCGGCUGAUGUGUCAGCAUAUCUGUCACAACACAAUCUUCCGGAUAUCCUGCACGUGCCUGGCGCUACGAAUGAAACAACGCAAAUAAAUGGAUCGAGUAAUAAGUCCUCUCUUGGCAUAAGUAACGACAGUAAUGGGAAUACCUCGAAUGGAUCACAACCUCCUCCAGUUCCUCCUAGAAGUUUCGAAAAAUCCUUCGACGAUAAUUUCAUGGGAAGCGAGCCAGCUCCAACACCGUCAGUUGGUACCAAAUUGGAGGGACUUCUGAUGGACGAAUUCGAGGAAGAUUUUAACCCUAGGGCGUACGAAAGUGCAGCUAAUGGACUGGGUAAUCAUCAAACGAAUCACAAUUCUCUUUUAAACGGUCAAGUAUCCUCGAAUUCCAACUUCUUUUCACAAAGCAAUGGCACUACAAGUCCUCCACCAUUAUUGGCCCCACCACCAAAAGCAAAGGAUUCUAGACGUCAAAACGGGGUGAAAGAAGAUUUAUUUGGUAGCAUCCCCUUCAAUCCUCCGCCACCUGUGAACGCAAAAAAUGAAUUCAACGAUCCGUUUGAAAUGGGCGAAUUCGGAGCAACACCGGCGAUUUUUAAUCCUAGCCAGCAAGAAUUAGAAAAUGCGAUUGGUCUUUUAGAUAAGAAGCUGCUCGAGAUGAAGGAUGGUUUUAGUAGAGGUCUUUCUAUCGACACCGAUGAUUUUUCUUUGGAAAGCUUGGAUCCGCUGCGGAAUUGAAUCAAACGUUUCUUUUAAAGGGAAAAAGAUUGAAAAGAGUAAUUCGUUGUCGUCUGUUCGUUAGAGAACAUAAAAGUCCCGGAAAUGAAUAGGCAAAUUAGGAACUACAUUUAUGCGAAACCAAAAUUAGUCAAUUAUUACUAUAAUUAUGCUAAUCGUAUAUUUAUCGUGAUGUUUGAUAUUUAUCAAAUGCCUAUUGAAUAUGGAUAGUCGCUUAGGUCUCGCUACCGAACGGUGCAGAGAUUGUCAAUUAUUAAAAAACACAGGGAAACAAAUGGUAUUGAUACUCGUAUAAUACUUUUGUUAAUACUGUUUGUUUCUUGUUAUAAAAAUUUGCAUUACUUUAACCGAAUGUAAGGAGGCAAAAAUACGAGAUAUUUUAACAAGAUUUCCUAUCCUAAUUCAUCGUAGAUGAAGCGAGCUAAGAAUGAUAAAGAAAGAAAUAAGUUUUCUUCCUUGUUUCUACAUGCAUGAGUGAAAGAACAAACUACUGUGCCUUGUAUCAGCAUUUAACGGGCUAAAUCGAAAGUUGCCCUUAAAACCGUAGGCCUAGUUCUUCUUGUUAAAGUUAGGAACUGUAACUUAUAAUCCUUACUGUUGGGAGAUGAUCCAUUCCGUGGAUAGGGUACCCAUAUAUAAAGUGUGUUAACACUUUCUUCCAUCAUAUCGCUAUAUUCCUUUCCAAGCGUGUGAAAGUUAGAAUCAUGUCAAGCUAUCGUUUUUAAUCGUAAUCAAGCGAAUACCGCGUUAUUUUUAAUCGAGAAGUAACAGAGGGCAUAACGUAGGUGCCUUCAUUAUCGCAGGGUUCAAUUAAAAAAAAUAUUAGUAAUAUAUUUUUAUGCAUCUUUCCGUCGUGAAUUGAAGCACUAACUGAAAUAGCAAUAGAAAUCAUUACUAUUAAUAGAUGGCUGUAUACCUAACAUCUGAAUCUCUUCUACCGAUCUUUCAUCUUCUACUUUCCUUUACCCGUUCUUUCAUUUUCCAUUUUAUUCAUUCAGCAUCGUUAUAAUAUAAAGAAAAAAAGGAACGGAAAACAUAAGGAAAAUGUAAAAUGGUAUGAAUGCUGUGUAAUAUCUUAGUCAUAAAUUUUGCAGACACUUAUGCAUGCAUGUAAAUGUCAUGCAAUCUUUAAGGUCAUACAAGAUGAUAU